Molecule: messenger RNA, 628 nt
Organism: Sphaeroforma arctica JP610
Lineage: Eukaryota; Ichthyosporea; Ichthyophonida
Exons: 2
Coding region: 144-503 (119 amino acids)
Molecular function (GO): protein binding
Source: RefSeq, a predicted model, not a curated record
CAGUUCACUACUCAUCACAGAGAAUCAAGAGAUGAUGCACUAUAUACUAUAUAUGUAGCACUUGAACUGUGUAAAUCGACAUUAUUGCUUGUUUAUAAAGCUAGGAACUCAGACACUACAACAGGCUAUUUCUUUAAAAUAUUAUGGAUGUUAUUAUUAAACGCCCAGAGACAAGCUCGUCCUUGCAGCUUAAAGCCGACUACACAACCACAGUAGGUGAUAUCAAAUUACGUAUCACUGAAGAGACUGGUAUUCCCACGGAAGAGAUAAACCUACAUUACAACGACAAGCAACUUCCCGACGCUCAAACCUUAUGGAUGAUUGAGAAAACGAUAACGAGUCAACCAGGUAGCGAAUCUACAAAAUCUACAACCGCGAAUACGACUGAAGAGAAAUUGGAAUUUAAUAUGACCUACAAUAUGGAUGGUGGUUGCAAAAUUCUGUGCUUGCCGUGCACACUUAUAGCUUGCUGCUUUGGAUAUCUUUGCCCUUGUUGCUGCUGAUCUAUAUGUAAUCACAAGUAUUGAUUAUUAACCAACAAAAAAGUAUAAAUCGAUUCGGUUCUCGAGUCUCAACAGACUUAUAUCCCUGAGAUUAUUUAGUAAAGCUUUAGCACAACAAUGUCUAG